GCGUGCAUAAAAGCUGACGCCCAAAACACCAACUCUGCUGUUGGUCUCCGCCACUCCAUCGUCCUAUCAGAAGACAAAGAAACCCGUCGGAGAUGGGAGGCGUGGUGGAUUCUAAGGGCUGUCCCAUCUCCCCUUCCGCCACCACCGGCGGCUGGACCGCCGCUUUCUUCAUCAUAGGGGUGGAGGUGGCGGAGAGAUUCACCUACAGCGGCAUCUCCUCCAACCUCAUAAGCUAUCUCACGGGGCCGCUCCGCCAAUCCACGGCGGCCGGCGCGGCCAACGCCAACGCCUGGACCGGGACGGCCAGCUUGCUGCCGAUUUUAGGGGCGGUCGUCGCCGACUCCUGGCUCGGCCGAUAUCGGACGGUCCUCGUCUCUUCUCUCCUCUACGUCCUGGGUUUAGCCUUGCUUACUCUUUCAGCUGCUCUUUUUUCUCUUGCGUCCUCUGACUGCACUCUUAGUAAGGGAGAGAUCUCAGCAUGCCCUCCCCCCUCUCCCUUUCAUGUUAUCUUUUUCUUCUUCUCUCUCUACCUCGUUGCUCUGGGACAGGGUGGGCACAAGCCAUGCGUCGAGGCUUUUGGAGCUGACCAGUUUGACAUCAGAGAUCCCUCCAAGAGCAAAGCAAGGAGCUCCUUUUUUAACUGGUGGUAUGUUGGUGUAGCCUUAGGCUCUGUCGCUGCCUAUAUGGUCCUCAAUUACAUCCAAGACUAUGUUAGCUGGGCUGUUGCCUUUGGACUCCAGUGCACUGCCAUGGCACUUGCACUCGUGGUUUUCAUGCUUGGAAACAAAACUUAUCGCCACCUUGUUUUAGAAGACAAAAGCCCAUUUGCGAGGAUAGCCAAGGUGUGCUUUGAAUUUCUCAGGAAUAGAAAGACUCCUACUUCCACAUUUGAUGAAUCUGGGGAGACAUUGCUGCUGCAUGAGGAAACUCAAUUUGAGUCUCUGGAUCACAAAGAAGAAGUUAUUUCAGUCAAUUGUCAUGUUUCUUCUCCAUCCAAGCAAGUUCAUUCAAUUAGCAACAAUAGUUUGACUGAGGAAGAGGUGAAGGGUUUGGUUCAGUUGCUACCCAUAUGGCUUGCUUGUUUAAUAUAUGGCACUGUGUUUGCACAGACACAGACUCUUUUCACAAAGCAAGGCAAUACCAUGGAGAGAGACGUGGGUUUUGGAUAUCAAAUACCGGCAGCUUCACUGCAACUAUGUUCCAGCAUCAUGGUCGUAGUCUUCGUCCCCAUAUAUGAUCUUGUACUUGUUCCCAUAGGGAGGAAGUUUUCUGGAAAUCCUUCUGGUAUAACAAUGUUGCAGAGAAUUGGUAUUGGGAUGGUGUUCUCUACUGCUUCGAUGGUAUCAGCAGGGCUAGUAGAGGUGAAGAGGCUCAAAACUGCUAGAGAUUUUGGGCUGGUUGACAUGCCAAAUCUUCCAGUCCCAAUGAGUGUAUGGUGGUUGGUUCCUCAGUAUGUUAUUUUUGGGAUUUCUGAAGCAUUCACCUUGAUUGGUAUGCAAGAAUUUUUUUAUGAUCAGAUGCCAUGCGUGCUAAGGAGCGUUGGUCUUGCUCUCUACUUAAGUAUCUGCGGUGUAGGGAGCUUUCUUAGCAGUUUCCUCAUCUCUAUGAUUGAUAGCUUUACCCUCGAGAGAGGGGAGAGCUGGUUUGCUAACAAUAUCAAUCGAGCGCAUCUCGAUUACUUCUUUUGGCUUCUUGCAGGACUUAAUUUUGCAGGAUGUUUGGCAUUUCUCCAUUUUGCUAGAUCAUACAUCUAUAAGAAGUUUUGAGGCGAGGUCUUUCCAAUAUAAUUCAUGAUGGAGGUUUUGUAUGUUAACAAUAAUGUUCAUCUCCUGUGUAUAUAUAUACAUAUAUAUUCGUUUUGAUGGCAAGUUCACAAGCUAAUCGCUGCAGUCCUGCAUGUACAUAUAUAUAUUUGGGCAAUUCCAGAAUGAAAUAGAAAAUUUUGUUCACAA
Molecule: messenger RNA, 1952 nt
Organism: Phoenix dactylifera (date palm)
Lineage: Eukaryota; Viridiplantae; Streptophyta; Magnoliopsida; Arecales; Arecaceae
Product: protein NRT1/ PTR FAMILY 5.10-like
Biological process (GO): oligopeptide transport; transmembrane transport
Cellular component (GO): membrane
Molecular function (GO): transmembrane transporter activity
Source: RefSeq, a predicted model, not a curated record